Molecule: messenger RNA, 2929 nt
Organism: Rana temporaria (common frog)
Lineage: Eukaryota; Metazoa; Chordata; Amphibia; Anura; Ranidae
Product: lethal(3)malignant brain tumor-like protein 3
Exons: 22
Coding region: 325-2571 (748 amino acids)
Biological process (GO): regulation of DNA-templated transcription
Cellular component (GO): nucleus
Molecular function (GO): zinc ion binding; protein binding
Source: RefSeq, a predicted model, not a curated record
CCGCCCUUUGACGCCAUCUUAUGCUGGAAGAGGCGGCUCUGGGACGGCAGAGUGGUGAGAAGUGAUGCCGUGUAAAGUGAAGGGGAGUUUGUUAUGUAGUGGGGAAGUGUAGUAGGCUUCUAGUACACACACCUGGGGCGGACUAUGACUGGAGUCACGGCUGGGCACAGGAUUUAUUGUAAAGUCGGGCUUAGCCAACUCUCUGGAAGCUUGGCUGUAGAAAGACACAACUGACUUGUGGGCGAGGAGCAGGAAUGUGCCGGUGCAGCUGACAGGCAGUGCAGAGAAGGAGGCAUGUAUACUUGGGAUAUGUGUUAAAGGGAAAUGUCUCAGGGACCUGCUGCAGACUUUGACCUUAUGAAUGCACUGGACUGGAGCAACGGUAUUGCGACUCUUCCUGGAAGUGAAAUACGGUUUCGGCUCAGUGAGUUUGGCACCCUGGAAAUCGUUGCAGAUUCUCGCACUACUGUCGCUCCUCUUAAGACCCAAAAUCAAGAAAAAAACAUUACAAGCAUCACUUGCCUAGCCUUUAAACAGGAGAGUAAAAGCAACAGUGAGGGGAAACUUGAAGAAAUGGAGAAAAAGGAGACAGCUGGGGAGGGCGAAAGCGUGCCACCUCCUGUAGAGGAGCAAUCAAAUACAUCAUUCCCACUGACAGUGCCUGUGGCUCCAGUGACCAGUACAGAGAGUGAGCGUCCUCAGAGACUGCGAAAAAAGAGAAAGCUGCUUAUGGACUCUGGGGAUGAAGAGGACUUUAUAGAUGAAGAAGAGGAUAAAGUCAGAGGUCACCACAAAGGUCGAAAACCUUCCAAGCAAACAAAAUCAGCACCCACGGCCAAGAAGAAAUCAUGGAACUGGGUCUCUUACCUAGAAGAAGAGAAGAUGCCAGCAGCUCCUCUAAAACUCUUCAAAGAGCAUCAGUCUUUCCCUCAGACACGUAAUGGAUUUAAAGUGGGAUACAAGCUGGAAGGGAUAGAUCCUGAACAUCCCUCUUUAUACUGCGUCUUAACUUCAGUCGAGGUCCAAGGUUAUCGAAUGCGGCUACAUUUUGAUGGAUAUCCAGAUUGCUAUGAUUUUUGGGUUAACGCUGAUUCUGUGGAUAUACACCCAGUGGGAUGGUGUGAGAAAACUGCACACAGACUUACUCCCCCUAAAGGUUAUAAAGAUGGAGAAUUUAGCUGGCCUUCCUACUUAAAGCAAUGCAAGUCACAAGCUGCUCCAAAGACAUUAUUUAAAAGUUAUAACACGCCAGUAACGCCCUCUGGUUUCCGUGUGGGUAUGAAACUGGAAGCUGUGGAUCGGAAGAAUCCUUCACUACUGUGUGUGGCUACAAUUUCUGAUAUUGUGGAGAACAGACUACUUAUUCAUUUUGAUAGCUGGGACCACAGUUAUGAUUACUGGUGUGAUGCUAGCAGUCCAUAUAUCAGACCUGUUGGACACUGUAAAGAAUUUGGGAUACCUUUGACACCCCCACCAGAAUAUAAAGACCCAAAAAGUUUCUCCUGGGAGGCUUAUUUGGAGAAGACAGGUGCUCAAGCAGCCCCAUCAAGAGCCUUUAAAGUGCGACCUGCACAUGGCUUCCAACCACAAAUGAAACUUGAAGCUGUAGAUAAAAGGAAUCCUAUGUUAAUUCGGGUCGGCACUAUUGUUCAGAGAGAGGAAAACCGUAUUCAGCUACAUUUCGAUGGCUGGAGCUCAUUUUAUGACUAUUGGGUAGAUGCAGACAGUCCAGAUAUUCAUCCAGUAGGUUGGUGUGCAAAGACUAGCCACCCUCUUCAGUUACCCCCAGGUGUUGGAGAGACAGCUGCAAUUCCUGGACAGGGCUGUCCUAUCCUUGGUUGUAAAGGGAUCGGACAUGUGCGGGGCCCACGAUAUGGCACACAUUAUACUGCUGUCGGAUGUCCCUACUCAGAGGUAAACCUGAACAGAGAAAGUCUCUUGCAGGACCGUCUUAGUGGGGAGAAGCCACUGCCAGCAUACAGCACAUUGAAACCCAGACGGCCAGGCACACCCAACCCAACACCUGACACUCAUCCGGAUUCUCCCCUGUCCAGAAAGUCUCCAACUCCUACAGAGGAGCAAUUUGGUAAAGGAAGCAUGUGGGAAAUGGCAGAGUGGCUGGAGGAUGAAGCAGAAAUGAAACCACAAAUUAAAAAGGGUACCCACACAUAUAUCCGCCUACAGCUGAUUAAACAGGACACCGAUGGCACAGACUCUGAACUGAGCUUGGAGCAAGCUCUUCAUGAAUCAGUAUUUAUGACCUCCUUGUCCCCUGACCCUGGCCAUCGAAUUCACCUGUGCUGGGAACAGCAGUGCCACCUCCUACCCGAAGUGUCGGCAUAUAGUGCGAAAACUGUAACCAAGUGGACAACUGAAGAAGUUGCUCAGUUUGUCCAGCAGCUGCCAGGCUGUACAGAACAAGCCUCUGUUUUCAGAGAAGAGCAAAUAGAUGGCGUGGCUUUUUUACUGCUUACUCGUAAUGAUUUGGUGAAGAUUUUGGGGCUGAAGCUAGGUCCUGCUCUGAAGAUUUACAACUCAAUCCUUAUGUUCAACAACCUAGAACAGAAUUGAUCUAAGAAGAAGAAUUGUGAAAGACGCACACUGCUUCAGGACUGUGAACUAACUGUCUGAUGAUUUUAGGACAAAGGGUGAAUGUUGGUCUACUUGCACUGCACCCAGGAAGUCGAGCACAGUCUGGGAGUUGAGUUGCAUUCAUCAGAGAAUGUGCUUUAUCUGCUCUGAUGUUCCUGUCUGCAUAUUUGUUAUGUAGUAUAGGAGAGAUCUAGAUGUGAAUUACAUUUGGCAUGAUAAAUCUACUGCUGUGGUGCCUUACUGCUUUGAGUCCUGGCCAUUCUUGCACCAGGAGUUUAAGGUGCAAUGAAAUGAUUUUGUUUUUGCUCACAGAACAAGUAAAUGGUUUUGUUGUCAA